UUUACAGUUUGUUUACGGUUAUGGAGUGACAACUCUGUUUAUGCGGCUAAUAUCAAAUGAAAUGAUACGAUAUCUAUAAACAAUUUAGAAAACACGUGUAAGAUAUAGUAAAGUAGUUUAAAUAGUUUUUAAGAAAUUAAUGAAAGUUUAAUUAUGACAACUUCACGAUUUUUUGUGGCUAAUUUGCCUGUUAAUACCAAAGAAAAACAUUUACGACAAUUAUUUCAAGAUUAUGGUGAAAUAGAAAAUAUUGAAGUUAAAAGUAAAGAAAAUGUUUUGGAUAAUGAAAAAAAGGUCAUAGCUUUUGUAACUCUUCGGAUAACUGCAAGUGAAGCACAAUAUUGCUUAAAAGAUUUGAACGUGCAAAAAGUGCAAGGGCAACAGGUUAAAGUAUCGCUAGCCAAAGAAUCCUUUUUGGAAAGACUUAAACGUGAAAGAGAAGAAGCUAAAGAAACAGCCGAAGGAAAAUCAGUCACUUUGUCAAGUAUAGAGCAACAAUCUGUUUUAUUAAAGGUGCCGGCAAUUAAUAAACGAAAAACCUUUGAUGAACAUGAUGAAUUGGGCGAUGAUGAGGUGGCUCCUGAGCUGAUGAUUAGCAAAAAACGUGCCAUUAAUUCUAUUCAUAAUGGUAAGAUUUUUAUACCUAACGGCAAUGUGCAACCAUUGCAUAUUAUUGACAAUAAAAAAGGCAAGAAAAAGUUGGCCCAAUUACCAGAUAAUACAGCAGAACAAAAGCGUAAAGAAUCUUUAAGCAAAAUGAAGCAUGACUAUGAAAAAAAGAAAUCAACCAUACAGCAAGCUUUACAGGAUGAAAAUGGAAAUAUUUCCAAAAAGAUUAUUUUCCGUGAUAAUGCAAGUGACGAGGAAAAUAUUGCAGAGGGCGAGCAGUCUGUGAAGGCAUCGAAAACGAACAUUUUUGGCUCCGACGAUGAUGAUGGGGGUGAAAAUUUCAAAUUGAAGUCAUUACCCACUGGAAGUCGAGGAGAAAAAUUGGUAAAAUUGCAGGCUAAGCAAAGUUUAGACUCGCGCUUUCGUAUCGAUGCCAAGUUUUUGGAUGACGAUAACGAAAUUGAAAACGACAUUUCACCCGAAGGGGAGGAAGAAGAAAAUAAUGCAAAUGAUGAACGCAAAUGGCAAAUGAAUAUUUUAGAGCAAGUUGUAGGCACAAAAAUUGAUAGCGAACAUUUACAUUCACAACAUAGAACGAAGCAAAAUAAGAAAAUGUUAAGGUAUGAUCCUUUUAAAGACGAACAGCCGAAAUGUGAGCCCAAAAUAGAAGAGAAAGAACAUUUAUUACAAAAGACGAAGACAAAAGUGACGAAACUAGAAGAAAAGCCAACCACAGAAGUAUCGAAAGAGGUAUUUUACGUGGUUACGGACAGUUUGCAGCAAUCUCUGAAAAAGCGUGGUGAAGGCUUCAGCUUAUUGGAUAUGUUUGGACGGAACGAAGUGAAUGAAUCACGUGAAACUCGCUUAAAGGAAAUAUGCAACGAAAAAAUUCUAAUUAAUCAUAGAAAAUCAGAAAAAUCAUUUCAAAUAAAUCCAUUCAAUUAUGAUUCAUCCUCAACAGAUGAAGAAGAGGGAGAUGAAGGUAUUGCUUUAGGGGGCGACGAUACGACGGAGAAAACUGUGAAUUCUAUAAAGAAAAACAAAGUUAAUAUUAAUACUGAAAGCUUUUUCAUACCUAAAACUGAUAAACGAUUGAAAGAAGGUUUCAAUUUCUUCAAUUACGACAAAAUGCCCGAUGGAACUGCUGAAAAUUAUGAAGAUGUCCGUCAUCGUUUGAAACAAAUAAUUAAGACUAAAAUUGCAAAAGCCAAAAAAAAUUUAGCAAAAGCUGGUUAUCGUACCAAAAAAAGAAGGGGGCUGUAAUAUGGAUGUGGUGGUUAUUGUACUUGUUAUUUAUCACUAAGUACAUAGCGACUUGGUGCAGAUAGACGGUAUUUAUGCAAUUCUGGAAAUGCAACGGAAGACUUUUUCUGCCUUCUUAAGCCUACUGUCACUCUCAGAGUUGGCAUGGUAACUGUCUGUCUAUUUGCUUGACAUUAGUUUUACUAUGGCGUCCAUAAAAUUCCAUACGUUCGCCUAUAAUUAACAAAAGUGUGACAAUUAGAAAUAUAUUACCAUAAUGAAAAGCUAUUU
Molecule: messenger RNA, 2142 nt
Organism: Glossina fuscipes
Lineage: Eukaryota; Metazoa; Arthropoda; Insecta; Diptera; Glossinidae
Product: probable RNA-binding protein CG14230
Exons: 4
Coding region: 154-1872 (572 amino acids)
Molecular function (GO): RNA binding
Source: RefSeq, a predicted model, not a curated record